Molecule: messenger RNA, 1080 nt
Organism: Fonsecaea nubica
Lineage: Eukaryota; Fungi; Ascomycota; Eurotiomycetes; Chaetothyriales; Herpotrichiellaceae
Exons: 1
Coding region: 1-1080 (359 amino acids)
Biological process (GO): protein phosphorylation
Cellular component (GO): EKC/KEOPS complex; cytosol; nucleus
Molecular function (GO): ATP binding; protein serine/threonine kinase activity
Source: RefSeq, a predicted model, not a curated record
AUGACCAGCACCGCUCCAACCACCGACGCCGCAAAUCCCCUACCUCUCGCCGACCCUCAUGCACCACAGAACCAAGAUAGGACCAUGCUACCUUCUCCCUUCCACGCCACGGAACCACCGCCGACGCUGGUAACCCAGGGCGCCGAGGCCCUCCUGUACCGCACCCACUUCCUGCACCAGGCGCAGCCUGCAGCCCUCAAAUUCCGACCGAGCAAGGCAUACAGACACCCCACGCUCGACGCGCGCCUGACCAAGCAGAGGGUGCUCGCCGAAGCGCGCAUCCUCGUCAAGUUGUCGGCGCUGAACGGCGUCGCCGGCGCGGAUGAGGACGGCGCAGUCAAGGUCCCCGCGGUGUUGAGCCUGGAGUGGGAUAUUGCGCGGAAAGUCCGUGGGGCGAGCGAUCCGCAGCGAGGACCGAGGGAGACGAGCUCCGCCGUGGGACAAGGCGCGUGGCUCCUCAUGGAGUGGAUCGAAGGGCGCAGCGUCAAGGACCUGCUGCGCGACUGGGACGCUUGGUCCAAAUCCCUCACCACCCACGCCCAGGCAAACGACGAACAAUCACGACGCGGCAUCGGGAUUGCUGUGCAACAGGAAGAGGCGGUGAAGAAAUUGCUGCGCCGCAUUGGCCGGGCCGUGGGAGCGAUGCACGCCAAAGGAGGCGUGGUCCACGGUGAUUUGACGAGCAGCAACAUCAUGAUCCGUCCUUACACUUCUACACAGAACACAAAUGGGCAGCGGAAAGGGAUGGUCAACGGCGAGCGAGAGAAUACAGCGCCGGGUCCACGAUCUGAACAAGAAGCAGCCGCACCGCGUCUGCAACCGCCCGAUCUGACAGGCGAGAUUGUACUCAUUGACUUUGGUCUUGCGACGCAGUCAGUCCAGGACGAAGACAGGGCCGUGGAUCUCUAUGUCCUCGAGCGGGCUUUUGGAUCAACGCACCCGAGACAGGAGGGAUGGUUCGAUGCCGAGGUCUUGCAGAGUCAGGAAGGAUACAGGGGCAGUUUCAAGGACUCCAGCGUCGUCCUCAAAAGGUUGGAGGAAGUGAGGUUGAGAGGCAGGAAAAGGAGCAUGAUCGGAUAA